This is a messenger RNA of Diachasmimorpha longicaudata, 4187 nucleotides long. RefSeq names its product protein decapentaplegic-like. The record is from RefSeq and is a predicted model, not a curated record. Gene Ontology annotation, molecular function: cytokine activity; growth factor activity. The coding region runs from base 534 to 1703 and encodes 389 amino acids. The transcript is spliced from 3 exons. NCBI's taxonomy places the organism in Eukaryota, Metazoa, Arthropoda, Insecta, Hymenoptera, Braconidae. Gene Ontology annotation, cellular component: extracellular region.
GGUGCGACGGCUCACUGUGCCACAGUAGUCACUGGUAGUCACACUACGACUGUCGAACGUGUCGGACGAAUUUUUCCUCAUUUUUCAUAUUUUUUUUUUUUCUCUCUCAAUUUUAAAUUCCACUGGACUGGAUAUCAUUCAACCGUGGUAAUCACGAUCACCAGGAUCCAACGAAUUGACCAACCAAUUGAUUUGGAUAUCGUGCGAUUAACCAGUGAGAACCCGAAUUGUUGGUGAUUCUGUCAAAAUUUUUGGUGUUUUUGUGGCUCUCAAUCACUCCAGACGAUUGUUGGAGCAAUUUGGAUGUUUGGAGUUUGGGUGGGUUAAUGGUGUGAUACACAACACGGAAUUUUGACAAUUGUCAAUACCUGGUUACAGCUGGAUUGUGAAUGGUGGUGAGUGUUGGAUUGCAAGUGUAUGGUAUAUAUGGUAACUAUCGGUGUAUGGACACGCUGAGAUGCCGUGAUUGCGCGGAUUGCAGACUCAGGGAUAGCUAGAGAAGGUGGCAUAGUGCCCAGUGACUGGACGUCACGAUGCGCACAUUGCUGUUCCUGAGAUUGGCGUUGACAGUGGGAGUGUCUGCACUACUUGUCAAUGCAACAACCACAACAGGCAGCAAUGUUAUCAACAAACUAGACAGCACAGAGCGUGAACAAGCGACAGCGAAUCUCGAAGCGAGUUUAUUGUCACUCCUUGGCUUCACCAAGAGGCCCAAGCCCUCCUCCAAAGUUCACGUACCUGAAUCAUUGUGGCAGCUCUACAAUAAACAAAAUACAAUUAAAAUGGCGAACAUCGCCAGGCGUGGAAUACACGCGAGGUCGGCGAACACAGUGCGAUCAUUCAAUCACAUUGAGACUCCAGUGGAUGACAAGUUCCAGUCACCAAACAAAUUUCGCUUAUCAUUCGACGUGACAAGCGUUCCCUUGGAGGAGAGCCUCAAAGCCUCGGAGCUCCGGCUAUCCAGGACAGCCCUUCCCCCCGCAACCGACAAAUCCAGGCACCUGGCAAGGAUAUUAGUCCACGACAUAGUCCGUCCAGGAUUGAAGGGCCGCAGUAAACCCAUGCUGAGACUGAUCGACAGUAAGACAAUCGAUACACGAAGCAACAGUACGAUAAAUCUCGAUGUCCAACCAGCUGUCUCCCGAUGGCUGGCAGAACGUCGGGAAAAUCACGGCCUCCUGGUGCAGGUGAUCGGUGAAAAUCUCAAGAAAGAUCCCCACGUCCGACUGAAACGCUCCACCGAGUCCCCCGACAUCUGGCCAUCAAUGAGCCCAACAUUGUACACAUACACCGACGAUGGACGCAACAAAAUGGCGUCCGCCAAAGAGAUGAUGGAGAGACGUGUGAAACGAGCUGCCAGUGGGAAAAAACGUCGCAAAGACGGACGAGAAAAUUGCCGACGAUAUCCCCUCUACGUUGACUUUGUUGAUGUUGGAUGGAAUGACUGGAUAGUAGCACCACCCGGCUACGACGCCUUCUACUGUCACGGCGACUGUCCAUUUCCCCUGUCUGAUCAUCUCAAUUCAACGAAUCACGCAAUUGUCCAGAAUCUCGUCUACUCGGCGAAUCCAUCCCUGGUACCCAAAGCCUGUUGUGUACCGACAGCUCUCAGCUCCAUCUCCAUGCUGUACCUCGACGAGGAGAACAAGGUCGUCCUCAAGAAUUAUCAGGACAUGGCGGUCAUCGGAUGUGGCUGUCGUUGAUCCUCGAAGGACAGUUAUCGGGGCUAAUCGCUUCUCCUCCGAUGACGCGAUAGAAAAAUGCAGGUGAUCCUGAGUUUUCAAUGAUUUCGAAUGACUGUAUUAAUGAAAUCAUCGGUUUUGUGAUGUGAAGUCAUUUAUCCAAGGUGACGAGUGCCUCCAGUGGGUGGGGCGUCGACGAGAAUGAAGAUGAGUUCUCCAGCAGCGUGACACCACGUCUAGUGUUAUUAGCCCCCGCCGGCGAAAAAAACAACCAAACAGUGGGUGGACGAAGGGGGUGGUAAGGGGUGGAAGGGUGAGAGGAAUCCUCACCAAUGAUUUGUUCUGCCCCUGUGGUUCCGGACUCUAAUGGACGAUUUAAUGACGCAGACUCGAAUGGAUUGGAAUGGGGUACAGGUGGGGAUUUAAUUGUGCCGACGGUGUUCUGCCCUCAAGUCCCUCCUCAGUUCAACCCCCACCAACUUUACCUCUUUCAAUAUAUAUAUAUGUGUGUAUAUAUGUACAUAUACAUAUAUAUAUAUUUUUUCUACCGCAUCCUCUCUUGUUUCCACUUGACCAGAGCUGAUCGGGCCCUCACAGAUGUCUUUCUUCGUCAACGCUCGUUAGAAGUAUCCAACAGCGUUGUGAAGUGGACAAAAUAAAAAGAUAUAUUUUAAAAAUAAUGUUUUAAAAUAAAGGAUAGAGAACUGAGUGCGUGACGCUGCCGCAUUCUCGACAGCUUCAGUAAUUAACAAACUCGACGGCCUAUGGGGAUAUAUAUUCCAUGGAGACGUUGGAGCUUGGAACGUUGGGUUUUAUCGUUACAUACGUUAUGUACAUGUGUGAACUGGACUCGGGGCAAACUCAUGUACACUAUUCGCCUUCUCCAACAAGGCUGGAAGAAUCGGUGAGCGCGAUAGGCUAAAACCCGAACCUCCUUGAUUCUUUAUUUUUUUAUGAUACUUUUUUUUUUAUCUUCCAAGUCUCUCUCCCCACCAACGGCAUGUUGGUACGUACGUCUAUCGUGCGCUCACGAGCUGCUCGCACUCGCGCACGUAUAUAUAAUUUAUUAAUAAGGCUGUAGAGAAAACCGGUAUCAGAUUUACCACCGGCAGCAUCCGCAGGUGCCACUUGUGUGUGUCUCCGUAGCAACCGAUUUGAAAUACCGAAAAAAAAAAAAAAAAAAGAGGACUCGGAGAAUGUUUCAAGCGUUGUGCAUAGAGAUGUGCAAAAAUUUUAUGACAUGUCACAGGACAGAUUUUAUUUAUGAGAAUUUUUUGUAACGCGACCGGUUAAUGAGGAUAUUAUCAGUGGGAAUUGUUUUUUGAGUUGAAAAUUUUCGAUUACGAAUCAGUUGUGACCUUUUUUCGAAGAUGCGUCUUAUGUAAUCGGUGAAUUGGGUGUAAAUACCAGUAAAAAUGGCACAUCACUAGACGGUUCACGAUGACUUCUCAAUUUUGAUACAUUUUUUGAGAGAAGCUGUGGGGGAAGUCUCAGGGUGUCAUAUGACGAUCAUAAAUUUCUCGUGAAAUGAAAAAAUGUGAUGGUCAUUUCUACGUCACUGGUUAUUCAUUGAUAUGUCGGUUUGAUGAUGGAUGAGAUUUGGUAUUUUGAGCUUUUGACGAUUUGGAGAAAAUUCCAAUGAUUGUGGUACGCGUGUUGGUGCAUGCUUGGACGACAGGUGUUCUGGGGAAUGAAUUCUUGAUGAUGAGGAAAGAUACGAGAGUCAACGAAUUUUUUUUUUUUCCCAAUUCCUUUUCAACUGUGACAAUGUGCUUGAUCAUGAAGUUAUGGUGGAAUGUGCUUUUAAAAAAUUCUGAUAAGUCAAUUGUCGGUUAAAAUGGAGUCGAACAAAAAUUGUUGUGACGUGUGACUAAUUCAUGAGAAUGUGAAAAUGCCAUUGAACAUUUAUUAGCUGCGUAGUUUCGGAUUUACAAUGAGACGUGUGAUACUGCGUAACUAAUUUAUUUGUGAUUAUCGAUCUUCUCAUUGAAACAUUGUGCUCUGUAUCUGCAAUUGUCUCCCUCUCCUUCCACGAUUGUAACAAGUGCGAAGUUAGUGGUGUAAAAUUUUACCGCGUAUCUGAAUUAGAAUUGUUCGAAGUUAAACCGUACCUGCUUUUAAGGAUUACUAUUUAUUUUUUAUGUUUCAAUUUUUAUUGUUUUAUUAUUAGAAAUUGAUGAGCAGUGGAUGAUGAUGCGAGGGUUAAUCCAUAUUACGUGUGUAUAUUUGUACAAAUGAUGUUUUUUCUUUCUAGGAAAAUUAAUAUUAAUUCUUGCUCCUCUGUCUGUCCUCUAUUGACUUUUUUUUAUUAUGUUCAUCUUCAAUUUUCAUCUCCAGUGUUGAGAUAUCUGUAAAAUGUGUGAAUAAGGCGACAAAGUUUGAUCGAAGAUUAUGCAGGAGACGUUGUAAAGAAUUUGUAAAUAAUUUAUUCAUUGUAAAGUAUUAAGCAAUGUAUAUUUUUAGAAAAUAUAGAUUAUUAAUAUUAUUAAUAAUUAUUAAACAGAA